This is a messenger RNA of Gigantopelta aegis, 1235 nucleotides long. RefSeq lists its product as uncharacterized. The record is from RefSeq and is a predicted model, not a curated record. The transcript is spliced from 5 exons. NCBI's taxonomy places the organism in Eukaryota, Metazoa, Mollusca, Gastropoda, Neomphalida, Peltospiridae. The coding region runs from base 319 to 744 and encodes 141 amino acids.
GUAGGUUGGAAGUGUUUUUAUCAUUUAUUUAUUUUGUUUUAUUUAUUUAUUAAAUUUUACUAUUUUUCAGAAAUACACGCUGGUGCUCGCCAAGAUGUAAACAACGUGGCCGACGCUUUGGUUCAUUUCGCCCUUUCAGCCAGCAACAUUACACAGACAACCCUGAUAACUGAACUAAGUGACGUCAUUGACGUACAGUUGCACGCGCUCCUUGUGAAACUGGAAGAGGAAGCGGCAAUCUCUCGAACAGCGGCUGGUGACACGUUUCAAAUAUGUUGUCAGUGUACUGUCUGCACUUCAAAGUGCACCGAGUGUGGGAUGUCAUGGUGCUGUACAGGCCAUGGAGGCUGCAUUUGCAGUUCAUGCUCAUCACAAUACAACAUGACUUUUGAAGCAGUCAAAACACCAGUUCACAGUUUUGACGACGUUGUCAAGAACUGGGCACUGGAAAGCAAAGAAGAACUACGAAGGACGGUAAAGAGUUUCUUCGCAACCAAGUUGGCACCUUCCAAUGACCACUGCUGUAAGUGCACCAGUUGUUCCCAAAAGUGCAGGAAGUGUUCACCAGUUGCCUUACCUUGCUGCUGCAAGGGACUUGUCUGCGCAUGCGUGUUUUGCCCAAGUGGUAAAAUAGUUAUGGAAGCAGACAGCGUCGACUUCCUGGGAGAUAAACGGGCAAACUUAAACGAAAGAAUGUCGUUGGUCGACAGCUUGAUUGACAGGAUUCUCAUCAACCUCAAUUAAACACAGGUUAUCUGAACAGGCAGACAUCCUUCCUGAUGUAGCAAAUUCAGCGAACAUCGCACAUGUAGGACAGUUAGAGGCAACAGCCUCCAUCUCUGUAAUCUGAAAUUUGUUUCAGUGGCAAGUGGAAAUAUCUUCCAUCAGUGGAUACGAAAACAAGCUACAGAUUUGAUUAAACAUAGUCAAUAGGAGCAAACCAUCCCCCGUUUACUUUCAUCAUCAGUAGUUUAGUUCUGCUCUGUCUAUAUAUUUCACAAUUCUUUAAAUUUAAUUUUAAAUAUUAAUCCUAUUCAUAUUUGAAUUCGCUUCAUUAUGCUUAAAAUUACGCUAAUUAGAUUAAAAUGUUGCUGGUUGUUUUAAAGCACAUUUUGAGUUACAGUGAUGUUUAUUAUUUGUCGAUUUUAUUAUUAAGAGCAUUAUUAUUUUUGUAUGUUAAUGAUAAAUAAUAUUAUUAAUUUUAAAAUUCUAUAUACUCGAUCUAUUAUAUGCAA